This is a messenger RNA of Racocetra fulgida, 334 nucleotides long. The record is from the annotation of a GenBank genome assembly. NCBI's taxonomy places the organism in Eukaryota, Fungi, Glomeromycota, Glomeromycetes, Diversisporales, Gigasporaceae.
AUGCCACCUGUCCGUCGUUUACUUCUACGAACUGUUAGAAAUGCUGAAGAUAUCCGAACUGAUAAAUAUAAAAUUGGUUUGAAUUUUCAAGAAACAACUACUGCUGUUCGUCAUUUGCUGAAACUUUCUCGCAUUUGUCCUUACUGUAAUGCUAAACUUUUUGCAAGAGAAAGUAAAGGAAUAUUAGCUUCAAUUGAAUGUAUUGCACCCUUGAAGAAUUUAAUUACAAGACUUGAUAAUGUAGGAAAUAAAUUUCGUAAUAAUAUUUGCGCUUAUAAUAAUGUUUUUGCUUUUACUUCUAUGGGAGUCAAAAUAGACGAAAAUCUUGCUAAUA